AUGGUUUUACCAAGAUUAUACGGUGUCUCCACUAAGGGGGCCUUGAAAAAUGCCAUGAGACUUUCUUCUCAUACCUCUGUCAGAGGUUUGGCUACUGCUGCUCCUCUCGUAGGUAAGGUUAAAGGUGUCAUCGGUGCUAUUGUUGAUGUUCAAUUUGGACAAGGAAACUUACCAGCUAUUUUAAACGCUUUGGAAAUUCAAACUCCAAACGGUAAGUUAGUCUUGGAAGUUGCUCAACAUUUAGGUGAAAAUGCUGUUAGAACCAUUGCUAUGGAUGGUACCGAAGGUUUAGUCCGUGGUGAAAAAGUCAUUGACACAGGUGCGCCAAUUUCUGUCCCAGUCGGUAGAGAAACUUUAGGUAGAAUUAUCAACGUUAUCGGUGAACCAAUUGAUGAAAGAGGUCCAAUCAACUCUAAGUUGAGAAAACCAAUUCAUGCUGAUCCACCAAGUUUCGUCGAACAGAGUACCGCUGCUGAAGUUUUAGAAACUGGUAUCAAAGUUGUCGAUCUAUUAGCCCCAUACGCUAGAGGUGGUAAGAUUGGUUUAUUCGGUGGUGCUGGUGUCGGUAAAACCGUUUUCAUCCAAGAAUUGAUUAAUAACAUCGCUAAAGCCCAUGGUGGUUUCUCCGUUUUCACUGGUGUCGGUGAAAGAACAAGAGAAGGUAAUGAUUUAUACCGUGAAAUGAGAGAAACUAAAGUUAUUAACUUAGAAGGUGAAUCUAAGGUCGCCUUAGUUUUCGGUCAAAUGAACGAACCACCUGGAGCUAGAGCCAGAGUCGCCUUAACUGGUUUGACUAUUGCAGAAUACUUCAGAGAUGAAGAAGGUCAAGAUGUGUUAUUAUUCAUCGACAACAUUUUCAGAUUCACUCAAGCUGGUUCCGAAGUUUCCGCUUUGUUAGGUAGAAUUCCAUCUGCCGUCGGUUAUCAACCAACUUUAGCAACUGAUAUGGGUUUGUUACAAGAAAGAAUCACAACAACCAAGAAGGGUUCCGUUACUUCUGUCCAAGCCGUUUACGUGCCAGCUGAUGAUUUAACCGAUCCUGCUCCUGCUACUACAUUCGCACAUUUGGAUGCCACCACUGUCUUAUCAAGAAGUAUUUCAGAAUUAGGUAUCUACCCAGCUGUCGAUCCAUUAGAUUCUAAGUCAAGAUUAUUAGAUGCUGCUGUCGUUGGUCAAGAACAUUACGACACCGCCACUCGUGUCCAAGAAACUCUACAAGCUUACAAAUCUUUACAAGAUAUCAUUGCUAUUUUAGGUAUGGAUGAAUUAUCUGAAGCUGACAAAAUCACUGUCGAAAGAGCAAGGAAGAUUCAAAGAUUCUUAUCUCAACCAUUCGCUGUUGCCGAAGUCUUCACUGGUAUUCCAGGUAAAUUAGUCAGAUUAAAGGAUACAAUUUCUUCAUUCAAAGCCGUUCUAGAAGGUAAAUACGAUCACUUACCAGAAAGUGCUUUCUAUAUGGUUGGUGGUAUUGAAGAUGUUGUUGCCAAGGCUGAAAAAUUAGCUUCUGAAGCUAAUUAA
Messenger RNA from Tetrapisispora phaffii CBS 4417, 1518 nucleotides. RefSeq names its product F1F0 ATP synthase subunit beta (gene ATP2). Lineage: Eukaryota; Fungi; Ascomycota; Saccharomycetes; Saccharomycetales; Saccharomycetaceae. Gene Ontology annotation, molecular function: proton-transporting ATP synthase activity, rotational mechanism; ATP binding; ATP hydrolysis activity. The transcript has a single exon. The coding region runs from base 1 to 1518 and encodes 505 amino acids. Gene Ontology annotation, biological process: proton motive force-driven mitochondrial ATP synthesis; proton transmembrane transport. The record is from RefSeq and is a predicted model, not a curated record.